Messenger RNA from Closterium sp. NIES-65, 7683 nucleotides. Lineage: Eukaryota; Viridiplantae; Streptophyta; Zygnematophyceae; Desmidiales; Closteriaceae. The record is from the annotation of a GenBank genome assembly.
AUGGUUGCCACGUGUUCCGAUGUCUCUGCGGCUUGUCAGGCCCCAGUGUGGGCGUUUGAAAUCAGGAACCUGGCCGCCUCGCUGCUGGCAGCAGGCGCAGGCAGCGCGGCAGGCGGAGCUGGAAGCGCCCCCCGCCCAGUGGGGUUCGGGGGAUACGUGGGCAGUGCGCGGGUGCAGACAGCAGCCGCGGGGGCGGCUGGAGGGGGAAGGGAGAGCGCGGAGGGCGGGGCAGACGGAGGGCGGGAGGGGCAAGGGGGGGCAGCGGAGGCUUCUGCAGGCAGCGGGCCUAAGGAGCUGGUCAUUGGGGCGGACGUGAGCGGCGAGGCAGCGGCGCAUCUGAGGCGGCUGGCGAAGAAAGACGCCACCACCAAGCUGAAGGCGCUGGAAGCGCUUCAGGGGGUGCUGGGCGGCAGCACAGCCGCCCAGAUGCAAGCCAUGCUGCCUGCUUGGGCGUUUGAGUACCGGCGGCUGGUGGUGGACGGCAGCAGGGCUGUGCGCCUCGCCACACACGCCACCAUGACCCUGCUCGUCAAGGCCGUGGGCAAGGGCCUGGCGCCACACCUGAAGCAGGUGAUGGGGCCGUGGUGGGUGGCGCAGUUUGACUCCUCCCGUGACGUCGCUGCUGCCGCCUCCCUCUCCUUCCAGGUGCGUCACAGGCUUACCAGCUUUCGUCUCCUCCUGCUGCCCACCCUGCUGCCCACCCUGCUGCCCACCCUGCUGCCCAUCCUGCUGCCCAUCCUGCUGCCAAUCCUGCUGCCCAUCCUGCUGCCCAUCCUGCUGCCCAUCCUGCUGCCCAUCCUGCUGCCCAUCCUGCUGCCCAUCCUGCUGCCCAUCCUGCUGCCCAUCCUGCUGCCCAUCCUGCUGCCCAUCCUGCUGCCCAUCCUGCUGCCCAUCCUGCUGCCCAUCCUGCUGCCCAUCCUGCUGCCCAUCCUGCUGCCCAUCCUGCUGCCCAUCCUGCUGCCCAUCCUGCUGCCCAUUCUGACAGCCUUCCCCACGCCCACACGGCGAGUGGAGGCGCUGGCAUUCGCGGGGGAGGCGGUGGUGGGCGCGCUGGCAGAGCUGCUGGCCGCCACCCCGCAGUCGCUGGCUGCUGCCGACCGCUCGCUCAGCGUGGAGGAGGCCAAGCACCGCCUGGACGAGCUGCUGUGCGCAGCUCUGCUGGCGCUGAGGGCGCUCCUGCAAACCCUGCUGCCGCCACGGCCACUCAGAGGGGCUGCUGCUGGCGCUGCGACCGCAGGUGGGGAGACAGCAGCAACAGCAGGAGCAGGUACAGCAGCAGCAGGGCCAGCAGGAGAACCAUCAGCAGUAGAAUCAACGGCAGCGGCAGCGGCAGCUGCGCCAGCAGCCCUGCCCCCGUCUGUGGUGGCAGCCCAGCCGCGCAUGGCAGCGUCGCUGCUCUCCUCCCUGCGCGCCCUCUCCUUCCUCCGCGCCCUCGCCAAACACCCCUCCCCCCGCGUGCGCUCCGCAGCCUACCACACGCUGCCAGCUGUCCUGCUCUCAUUGGGGCCGCAGGGGCAGGAGCAGGAGGGAGUGGUGACGAGUAGCGGGAGGGGGGGCAACCAGGAGGGAGGGGGGGGCGGAGAGAGGUGGGAAGUUGAAGUGGAGGUGAUGGGGGAAGCGGAGGUGGUGGAGAAGGUGGGGCCAGUGGUGGCAGCAGCCAUGGGGGAGAAGGUAUCCGCAUGCCAUGGCGCCAUGUGGGAGCUGGUUCUGGUGGCAUCACGCACCUGCCCCUCCCUCUGGGCCAACCCUUCCUUUCUUAAAUCCGCUCUGCCGAAGCUCUGGGUUUUUCUCCAAGCCGGGUGUUUAGGCUCGGCAGCGCAGUCGUACCCAUGCCUGCUGCCGCUGCUUUCGGUGUUCUUCCGAGCCAGGCUGCACCAAUCACAGGGCGUGUUGGUGCCUUUUUUUACGAGCCUUUGGCAGGGACGGCUUGUCCACAUGGCGCGGCCUGAUUGGCUGGCGCUGCUGACGUGUGUGAGGGAGUGCUUGGUGCUGAGUGUGGUGCAGCUGAGGCGAGAGGAGGGGAGGGCAGUGGGGGAGGAGGAGGUUGGGGGAGGGGAGCAGAAGGAGGGUGGGAGAGAAGGACAGGUAAUCUACGCUGGAGAACUAGUGAAAGUGGUGUUGUGGGAUUUAUGCUUCCUAGACCUCCUUCCCGAGCCCAGGAACACUGGUUCGGACCUAGGCUCGGAUUCUCAUGGUCCAGAGAAGACAGAGGGCACUGGUGGAAAGGCCGAAGGGGGAAGGGGCGGGGUGGCAGCGGGUGAGAGGAAGGGCGGGAGUGCAUGGCUGGGAGCGGUGGUGGCGUGUGUGGGAGAGACAGUGAGGCAGAUAGUGCAGGUGGAGAGGGGAAAGGGGUGGACGGGGGGCGGAGGAGAGGAGGCGCAAGAGCUGGGGAGGGGUGAGGCGCCGAGAGGGUCUGUUAUGGACGGCUUCUGGUCGUGCGUGUUGGAUGCCGUGCUGUCUGCUGUUGAUGGCCCCACUGCUACUGGUGUGCCUCCUCCUGUUGAUGCUGCCAAGAAGGAGAACACAGGGGAGUGUGAAGUGGCGCUGCUGAGGCGAGCACUCGCAGGGAGCGCUGCUGCUGAUGGUGGUCAUAACACAAGCAAGCGCACUAGCGACGGCAGCACAGUGCAAGCAGUUCUGUCACUGCUGAAGCAGCUCAAGCCGACAGCAGCAGCUGCAGCAGGGCCUGCAGGAGUGGCAUCAGCAGCAGCAGGCGGUGUGAAGGGCAGUGGCGAGCGUAUGGAGUGGGUGGUGCCUGCAGUGGUGUCUCCUCUCAUGCACCGACUGCUGCCCCUCGCGCUGCCCCUCCCCCUCCCGUCCUCUCCCCUCCCCUCUUCAUCCUCCCCCGCUCGCAUGGAAGCGGCAGCAGCCAUGGCGGCGGCACUUGUCGACAUGUUUGGAGCACCAGCCAUCCCGUGCCAGCUGGCGGCGCAUGACUCGACGGACAGUGCAGCUACCGUGGCUCGCAGUGGCACGACUCCCCUGCAGCUGCUGGACUUGCUGCUGGCAGACACGGAGGUUGGGGCAGGAGAGGGAGCAAGUGGCAGGGCGGAUGGCAGGGCUGUGUCUGUUCUGCAAGUGAAGCUCCUCUCGCACCUCGCCCUGCUCCCUCCGCCACACAGCACCAUCACCACCACCAUCACCACUAGCAGCAGCAGUGCAAGCAGCAUAGGUGGAAGCGAAUCAGGGGCAGCAGAAGGCGAGAACUGCCUGUCGCUCAUCGUGCAGCGGCUGUGCACUGCUGCACUCCACCCAGCCAAGCAGAGCGAGGCAGAGGCAGGUGGGGGUCAUGGUGGAGGCUCCUCCUCCCUCAACAUGCCCGCUUGCCUCCUCGCUGCUCUCCUCUCCUCGCUCUCCGCCCCCUCCCCUCCCCUCACCGCCGCGGCCAGCACCGCUCUUGACCGCUUGGCCAUGCACGUGGUUGCAUCCAUGCCGCUGCUGCUCCUCCCCUCCUCCCAAUGGCUCCUCCGAACGCUCCUCUCUCCGCCUCCUGCUGCUCCCACGCCCCUCUCUGUCCCCUCCUCGCGUUCCUGGCUGUCGCCCUCCUGCCUUGCCUCGGUCUAUGCCUCUCUGCAUUCGCACCUGCUUUCUUCCCUCCUCGUGCUCUCCUCCUCUCCGUCCCUCCACACUCUCGGUCUCAUGCUACAGCCACUGCUGCUGCUGGUGAGGCGAGAGGGAGGUGUGGGGGGAGAAGGGGUGGAAGUAGGAGCAUUGGAAAAGCCAGACUCAGAAGGAGGAGGUGAGGGGGAUGCCACGUCAGCACAGGCCGAGCUGGCAGCAUGCCUGGACGUCCUGGAGCCCCUGUGGCUCGCCUCCCAUGUGUCUGCCAGCAGCGCAGGCUCUGCUGAGCUGUCGUGUGUAGCUACCCUCACUGCACGCCUGCUCACUCGCUCUCUUGCCACUGCUGCUGCUUCUCCUCUCUCCCACUGCCGCCCACACCUCUGUGCGCGCUGGGCGGCGGAUCUUGUCCGUUUCUUCCAGCUGCAAGGCGGGAAGGAGGCGGCGGAGAGGCGUGUGAUUGGGUGGAUUCUGGCCGAUCUCGAGUUGAUGGGUGGAGGGGAGCAAAAAUGGCCUCGAUUUGUGGGUCACUUUCCUGACUCUUCUGUCACGGCUGGUUCUCGUGACAGUGCGGGCGGCGGGCGGGCGGCACUGGCAGUUGAACUGAUGUGCGCCUGGCAAGAGGAACACUCUCUGCGCCACCACCAUCACUCCACCGUCACGCCACAUGGCGGCCUCUCAUUGGGCGGGCUUGACGGCGAUGUCCUUGGGAUUGGGCCAGCAGUGGUGGCGGAGCUGAUGGUGGGGGCAGCACGGCAGGUGGGGGAGAAGGAGGCGGAGGUACAACAAAGUGUGGAGGGAGGGGCAGAGGUGGGAGCAGGAGUGAGAGGAGCAGUAGAGGGCAGAGCGGAGGGAAGGCUUGUGAGCGAGGUGGUGAGUGUGUUGGUGCAACUGGCGUCCCAGGAAAUCGACCCUGCUCGUGCCAGUGCUGCCACCGCCACUGCCACACAUGCAUCAUUGGCUCUCAAGGCACUCUGCGGGCUUCUCAGAAGGUUCCUUGCAGCAGGGGCGUGGGGCCCAUGGCAGGCAUGGCAGGUGGUGCAGCAGCAGGUGGCAGCACUGAAGGAUGAGAGAGAGGGCCGUGGCAACUCUUCCCAUGGAAAUGCCGGGAGUGGGGGAGGGCGUGGGAGAGUGCGAGUGGUGGCAGAGGUGGUGGGGAUACUGAUGCCUGUGGUGCGGUGGGGCGGGCAGGCAGGGGGGCGAGCCGAGGCAGCAGGGGGAGGUGCAGCAGCGGGUGGGGAAGGAGGAUGGAGAGGGGCGUUGGAGCAGCAGGUGGAUGAGGAGGUGGUGUGGUGGGUGCAGCGAGCCAAUGAGGCGCUGCCACUUGUCGCAUGUGUGGAGCAGCAGAGUGCAGAGGCAAGAGACUCGCUCGCUCUCCACGCCCUCGCCUUGGCGCUCUUCCCCAUGCCACCAUCAUCUGGUCCCUCUUCCACCCCUCUCCAAGCCCACUCCUCCGCCACCACCAGCAGCCCCUCCCAGCGCGCCGCCCUGCUCGCCCUGCUGCGCCUGCAGACCUCCCGCCACGCCACUGCUGCCGUCGCUGCCGCUGCCGCCGCCUCCCGCCUCGCCGCUGCCGCGUCUGCUGGGGAUGCAGGCAGCGUGGGGCCCGGGGAGACGAGCAGUGCUCUGAGCAGUGCUCUGAGCAGUGCUCUGAGCAGCGUGGGUAAGAUGAGGCAUGCUGGGGGUGUGAGUGCGGACGUGGGAGGGGGGGACGAGUUGGAUGAUCUAGACGAGCUUGAUGAAUUGGAUGAGCUGGAUGCGGAUGGCGGCGGUGAUGCAGGUGGCAGUGAUGACGUGCUAUUUGACGAGCUUGAUGAGCUGAACGAGGAGGAGGAGCAGCAGAGCGGUGGGAGGGAUGGAAGGCCGGUGCAGGUGCAGAGCAGUGCCAGUGGUGCAACCAGUAACAGGGAGGCAUUGCAGCAGCAGCAGGUGGGGGUCGAGGAAGCAUGGGAGAGCACACAGGAAAGCAGGGAGGAGUGGGUGGCGCACGUGAAUUGCUGCCUCCUCGCCCUCGCCAGCACAGCAGUGGCGUACAGCUGGCAGGAGAUGGCGGAAGCUGACGUGGCGUUUGUGGGCGGCAGGCUGCGGCGGGCGCUGGCAGCAGCAGCCAUGGCGUUUGAGGAGCUGGUGGAGGGCAUGGGGGAGGGGGUGGGGGAGGAAGAGGAUGGGAAUAGGAGAAAAUCAGGAAAGAGGCAAGCAGGGGAGGGGCAGGCAGGGGAUGAGCAGGGGAGGGUGAGUGGCAUGGCACGGCGGCUGGAGGCCAUGCCGUUGGACGUGGCAGGUGCUGCCCUCUCACUGCUCUCCAUGCUGCUCGCCCUCCACUCCCACGCCUCUGCUGCCUCCGCUGCCACCAGCAGCAUCUUCUCACUCUGGUCGUCAGCCGCUGCAUCGGCGUCCCCCUCCUCGCUCUGGUCAUCAGAGGCAUGUGCAGGGGUGGUACGGCAGGGGUCAGAGCACGCCUUGCGCAUCUUCAUUGCUACAGGCCUAGCAGACGCGGCUGUCCCUCACAGCACCGUCGCCAGCAGUGCAGCCAGCAGCGUUCAGAGCAGCCAGCCCAUGACAACCUGGCGCCUGCAGCAUCCACUCUUCUUCCGCCAGCUGUCGCACGCAGUGCUUGCCGCUCCCCCUCGGGCGGUGGAAGCAGCGGUGCGGGCAGCGGAGAUCUGGGGGGCGGGGCGAGGGCCAAUUGCAGGGCUGUAUGCGCUCAUGUGCGGCCCGUCGCCAGGUGGCAGCGUGCGAUUGGCUGCAUUCUGGUGUCUUUCUAGGGAGCAGGUAUUGCCUGCUGCUGUGGGGGCAGCGGUGGUGAGGGGCGGAGGAGACGGGGAGACACAUGGAGAGCCAGUUGGUGAUGGCGUCAGACCUGAGCUGGCUCACAUUCUGCAGCCAGCCAAUCGGAAGGAGUUGCUGACGUCAGCUCUGACGUCAUCGCAGCGGGUGCGGUACUACCUGGCAGCUUGUCUUGUGCUGCACCGCAUCCAAUCCCUCCCCACCUCACCCCCAUCCCCACCUCCCUCCACCGCAACCGCCUCUGCCGCAUCGCCAUCCUCCCCUCGUGACCGCCUCAUCUCUUUCAUCCUAGCCACUCCCACUCUCACUCUCCUCCUCGACCUCGUCUCUCAAAACCUCCUCCUCGCCCCCUCUCCCUCACACUCCUCCGCCUCUGCACGUCGCCUCAUCCAUCUCAACCCCUCAGGACCCCUCCCCCCUGCGGUAGCCCAAGCUGGGGACUUUGCCACACGUGCAGUUGCCCAGGCCUCGCCUCUGGACGUCGCACUGGAAGUUUUAACCCUGUCCGGGGCAGGCAAAUUAUCGGUGCCACGCAUGCGCAGCCUGGCAGCAGCGGUGUUUGGGGCAGCGCUGCGAGUGGUGCCAGGGGGGGUGAGGCGGUGGUAUGCGGAUGUGAGGGAGAUGGGAGUGCGGCGGGGCAUGGACAUCUUCACUGCCCGAUACUGCAGCGCUCACAUGAUCUCCCUCGAACUCGCCCAGGUAUGCAUUCUCUCCCUCUCUCUCACCUCUCCUCUCUCAUCUUCUCAAACCAUGUUCAUGAAAUACCACGCUCCCAGCGACACUCCUUCCUUCGUACCUCUCCUGAAUCUUCCCAGCCACGUCCCAUUCUGCUGUCGCUUCCCUUCCUCCGUCAAACCCCCCCCCCCCCUCCCCAACCAGGCGCAGAAGGCGGGCGGCAGCAAGGAGGACCUGACGGUGCGCACACGGCGGUCAGCACGCGAGGUGUGGGCGGUGUACUGCAAGGACGAGGCCAAGCUGGAGCUUGUCAUCAAGCUGCCCGAAAGCUACCCGCUGCGAGGGGCAGCUGUCGAAAGUUCCAAAGGGGCAGGCGUGAAAGAGGCCGAGAUGCGCAAGUGGCUGUUGGCUGCUAACUCGUUCCUGCUGCUGGGAGGGGGGUCGGUGGCAGAUGCGGUGGUGCAGUGGUGCGAGUGUGCAGAGAAGAAGUUUGAAGGGGUUGAGGAUUGCCCCAUCUGCUACAGUGUCAUCCACUCGUCCAAUGGCAGCCUGCCACGUCUGCAGUGCCGCACGUGCAAGCACAAGUUCCACCCCGAGUGUCUGUACCAGUGGUUCCAAUCCUCCCACAAGUCCACCUGCCCGCUCUGCCAGACAUCCUUCUAG